Molecule: messenger RNA, 1002 nt
Organism: Aspergillus oryzae RIB40
Lineage: Eukaryota; Fungi; Ascomycota; Eurotiomycetes; Eurotiales; Aspergillaceae
Exons: 4
Coding region: 1-1002 (333 amino acids)
Cellular component (GO): RAVE complex
Source: RefSeq, a predicted model, not a curated record
AUGGCUACUUGGGUAUACCCGCCACUACCUCUGCAGCAGCUGGAACGGGAAGCUGAUAGUGCAUUGGUAUACCUCUCCCCAGAUGCCUACGAGUUUCAUUUGGCCUUUUCAAGGGUUAAAGCAUCGCGUGCUAGGGAAUUAGAAUGGUUACUGCGUUCUCUGCAAGACUCACUCGCCUCCCUAAGGGAAGGCCUGCAUGAAUGCGCUGCGCUUCUUGCCCCUAAAGAGCCAGGCUCAACAUUGGUUAUCUCCUCUGUACGAUCAGAGAUCGUGAAAGGCUUCGUAACAAGGGUCGGAACGAAAAUCGUGAAAGGCGAUAUUCAACUACGCCUUGGUUCCCUUGCUCCUGCGCGUGGCUCCCCAACGACUCGCUUAUGCUUGUCGAACUCGCCCGGUGCUCCAGAGCUUGUGCUACAUCAGUUGGUUUCGGUGAGGAACUUGGUCAACCAGAGUCUCGAUGUGGUGGAUGUCAGCACUUGGACUGGCGACCCGCUCAAUGCAAGUUUCAUAUAUGGACAGCUGCGCUUAUUAUAUGAAACGCUGUCUGAGGCUCGCCAGAUGUUGAAGGGCGAGAGUGAUCAAGUCAGGGGCAAGUGGUGGGAGACAAGUGCGCUUGAGGAUAUGUUUGAUCCACCGUUGCCGCUAAACCUUUCGUUCCAUCUAUCCAUCGCCGACUCUGCUCUCGUCUUGUAUCUAAGGACGCUCGAGUCUAGCACACCCACACAUACUCCAACAGCUUUUGCCACCGACAUUUCUUUGACUGGGUUCAAUUUGCGCGACCGUUUGUUUGGAACUCGACACCGUGGGCAUGAUGAAGUUGGAGAUGUUUUCACAUGGAAGGGAGACGAGGUCAAAGUAAGGGAAAAGAUUCGCGUGGAGAGUCAGGACCCGAGCCUGAUGGCAGUCAUGGCGAAGUUGACUGCUUUGCAACACGAAGUGAUGAAAUGGAUUUCUGCAUUGAAAGUGCUUAUGGGCAACGAAGAUACCGAUAGCGAGGAAUAG